Messenger RNA from Microbotryum saponariae, 360 nucleotides. The record is from the annotation of a GenBank genome assembly. Lineage: Eukaryota; Fungi; Basidiomycota; Microbotryomycetes; Microbotryales; Microbotryaceae.
AUGACGGAUCAGGUUCGGUAUGCCAUGCAGGUCCUUACGCCGCCCCCAUCGCUCCCCGAAUCGUCCGACGCUGGCAGAAAUGCGAAUGUGGCGAAGCAAACCGUAGCGCUCUGGCACGAGUUCUCGGCCACUCACUAUCAGGGUCCCGUCAUGGCCAUACUGCGUAGGCGUCGUAGAGAAGGCUCUGGGCCUUUUUACUCAGAAGCUAUGCAGGUACGAGUCACCAAUCGAGUACAGAACAGCGUGGAAGUAGCACUCCUCGAGUAUCGAGGGCCCGGGGUUUCUAGGCGGGGAACCAGUGACGAGAUGAGGAUCACAGCCCAACGGGCUUGCGACUUUGAAGAGUCUCUCUUCACUUGA